This is a messenger RNA of Pseudocercospora fijiensis CIRAD86, 1530 nucleotides long. Its product is annotated as glycoside hydrolase family 51 protein. The record is from RefSeq and is a predicted model, not a curated record. NCBI's taxonomy places the organism in Eukaryota, Fungi, Ascomycota, Dothideomycetes, Mycosphaerellales, Mycosphaerellaceae. Gene Ontology annotation, biological process: polysaccharide catabolic process; L-arabinose metabolic process. The transcript is spliced from 3 exons. The coding region runs from base 1 to 1530 and encodes 509 amino acids. Gene Ontology annotation, molecular function: alpha-L-arabinofuranosidase activity.
AUGACAACGUUCACGAAGCUCGCGUCCGGCGAGGAAGCCUCAAUUGCGGUGUUCCCCAAGCACAAGCUGUCAAAAGUCAAUGAUAACAUAUACGGCGGAUUCACAGAGCAUAUGGGCCGCUGUAUAUAUGGCGGGCUAUAUGACCCAGAAAAUCCGAACAAGCAGCUCAUCGACGACCAGGGCUUCCGCAAAGACGUUAUCGCAGCCAUGAAAGAGCUGAAUGUGCCUGUGGUGCGCUAUCCUGGCGGUAAUUUUGUUGCGACCUAUCAUUGGUUGGAUGGCGUCGGUCCCAGGGGAAAGAGACCAAGAAGGCCUGAACUGGCUUGGCUUGGAGUUGAGAGCAACCAGUUUGGCACCGAUGAAUUUAUGAAGUGGUGCGAAGUGGUAGGAACAGAGCCUUACCUUGCUCUGAAUUUCGGGACAGGAACCCUUGAUGAAGCUCUCGCCUGGCUCGAAUAUUGUAAUUCUUCCCAGGACACGUAUUAUGCCAAUCUUCGCCGGCAAAAUGGGCGUGAUACGCCGUACAACGUCAAAUACUGGGCCCUCGGCAAUGAAUGUUGGGGCCCGUGGCAAGUCGAGCAAAUGAGCAAGGAGGACUACGCAAAGAAAGCGUAUCAGUGGGCAAAAGCUCUCAAAUUGAUCGAUCCAUCAAUCACUCUCAUCUUGUGUGGAGAGACAGGACAUUCCGAAUGGGAUUUCCACGUCCUGAAAGAGUGCGUCAGCUGGGACCAUCACGCCCUGGGAGCCGGCAAUGUUGCUGCCAGCUUGAUAGACAUGCACAGUAUACACAUCUAUACAGCCAGCGAAGAUCCAGUAAAGAAUGCACUGGCACCGAGAAGUGCAGAAAGAGCAAUUGAAAUAGCGUCCGGACUCAUCGAUCUGGCCAGGAUACAGAACGGAGUCCCAGCGUCUGUGCCGCGUCAAACAAUUUGUUUUGAUGAGUGGAACGUCUGGGAUCCGCAAAGAGCUCCAGGGGAUAAGGGCGCAGAGGAGAAGUACACCUUAUCGGACGCGCUUGCAGUAGCAGUAUGGCUGAACGUCUUUAUCCGGCAGAGCAAGUACGUUGGAAUGGCGAACAUUGCACAAAGCGUGAAUGUGAUAUCGCCUUUGAUGACAAACGAAGACGGUGUGGUAAAGCAGACGACCUGGUGGCCUCUCCUCCUGUUUUGCAAGUACAUGCGAGGCUACACUAUUGCAACUCACGUUAGCUGCGGAACGUACGAUGGCGAGACUUCUCCAAAAUGGCUGCAGGCCGCAGUGGACACGCCGUGGCUGGACGUAUCGGCGACCAUCAACGAGCAUCGCUGGGUCAGCCUCGUCGUGGUCAAUGUGCAUCUGACGGAGAGUUUCGAGGUGGCCUUGGACGGCGUGGGCAGCAGCGUGAAGGUGUACACAAUCACAGGGUCGCAGUGGGAUGCCAUCAACACGAAGGAUGAUCAAAGCAUCGGCAUUGACGAGAUGGAGUGGAGGGGUCAAGGCAAAUACAAGUUCUCGAAUAUGAGCAUAACGAUGCUCAGGUGGCAGGCGUGA